Molecule: messenger RNA, 3871 nt
Organism: Salvia hispanica
Lineage: Eukaryota; Viridiplantae; Streptophyta; Magnoliopsida; Lamiales; Lamiaceae
Product: carbamoyl phosphate synthase arginine-specific large chain, chloroplastic-like
Biological process (GO): L-glutamine metabolic process
Cellular component (GO): cytoplasm
Molecular function (GO): metal ion binding; ATP binding; carbamoyl-phosphate synthase (glutamine-hydrolyzing) activity
Source: RefSeq, a predicted model, not a curated record
ACAAAUGGAGAAAACGCCGGCAAAUCCACCUCUGGAAACCCUAGCCUCACCAUAAAUACAAACACAGCUCUCUCUCCAUUUCUGCACCAUCACACACUCGUUAGCAGUGACAAAGUAACGCCAAUCAUUCACCUCUCUCUCCGCCGCCGUCAGGGAGGAUUUCUGCUUCUAAAUUGAAUAAGAGGAGAUGAGUCAGUCUCUGCAUAGCUGCAGUAAUGUGCUCUGUAAGUCUACUCAAUCCAAUCGUUACUUAUCCGCCGGAAAAAGGCAAUUUCCGCGCGUUUCGCGGCAAUUGGGAGUGGCACCGGGGAGGAAUUUGAGUAAUCUAUACUUGUCGACUCGGCUGUCAGUGUUGAAUAGUGUGAAGUGUGAGAAUGAGCGUGGUGGUGGUGGUGGUGGUAAGAGCAGUGGUGAUUUAGCGAAUGUAGGGGGGUUUAGUGGUGGAAAAAUUGGUAAAAGGACCGACAUUAAGAAGAUUUUGAUCCUAGGUGCGGGGCCGAUUGUGAUAGGGCAAGCUUGCGAGUUUGAUUAUUCGGGGACGCAGGCUUGCAAGGCGCUUAAAGAGGAGGGGUAUGAGGUGAUAUUGAUUAAUUCGAAUCCUGCUACGAUAAUGACUGAUCCGGAUUUGGCGGAUAGGACUUACAUCGAGCCUAUGACACCUGAGUUGGUGGAGCAAGUGCUUGAGAAGGAGAGGCCGGAUGCUCUGUUGCCCACGAUGGGGGGCCAAACUGCGCUUAAUCUUGCUGUUGCCUUGGCAGAGAGCGGUGCUCUUGAGAAGUAUGGAGUGGAGCUGAUUGGGGCGAAGCUUGACGCAAUCAAGAAGGCUGAGGAUAGAGAGCUGUUUAAGCAGGCGAUGAAGAAUAUUGGGCUCAAGACACCUCCUUCGGGGAUUGGGACAACGUUGGAGGAGUGUUUUGAGAUUGCUAAUUGGAUUGGGGAGUUUCCUUUGAUUAUCCGGCCUGCGUUUACAUUGGGUGGGACGGGAGGCGGAAUUGCGUAUAACAGGGAGGAGUUUGAAGCUAUUUGUAAGUCGGGCCUGGCGGCUAGUGUGACAUCACAAGUUUUGGUGGAGAAGUCGCUGUUGGGAUGGAAAGAGUAUGAGCUUGAGGUUAUGAGAGAUUUGGCAGACAACGUGGUGAUUAUUUGCUCGAUUGAGAAUAUCGACCCUAUGGGGGUUCACACGGGGGAUUCCAUCACUGUUGCCCCUGCACAGACCUUGACGGACAGGGAGUACCAACGUCUUAGGGAUUACUCUAUUGCGAUUAUCAGGGAAAUUGGAGUUGAAUGCGGUGGUUCAAAUGUUCAGUUUGCUGUUAAUCCCAAAGAUGGAGAAGUGAUGAUAAUCGAGAUGAACCCUAGAGUGUCAAGAUCAUCUGCGUUGGCCUCUAAAGCUACUGGCUUCCCAAUUGCCAAGAUGGCUGCCAAAUUGUCAGUUGGGUAUUCAUUGGAUCAGAUUCCUAAUGACAUCACUAGGAAGACACCAGCAAGUUUUGAGCCUUCUAUAGAUUAUGUUGUAACCAAGAUACCGAGGUUUGCAUUUGAGAAAUUCCCUGGCUCUGAGCCUAUUUUGACCACCCAAAUGAAGUCCGUUGGUGAAUCCAUGGCUGUAGGGCGGACAUUUCAGGAAUCUUUUCAGAAAGCAGUCCGCUCGCUAGAAUGUGGGUACUCUGGAUGGGGUUGUGGAAAGGUCAAGGAACUUGACUGGGACUGGGAACAACUAAAAUACAGCCUGAGGGUACCCAGUCCCGAUCGUAUUCAUUCCAUAUAUGCUGCCAUGAAGCGAGGAAUGACAGUGGAGGGCAUCCAUGAAUUGAGUCUUAUAGACACAUGGUUCCUCACUCAGCUUAAAGAACUUGUGGAUGUGGAGCAAUAUCUGUUAGCACGGAGUUUAUCAGAAUUGACCAAGGAUGAUUUCUGGGAAGUGAAGAGGAGAGGUUUCAGUGAUGUUCAGAUAGCUUUUGCUACAAAGUCUACUGAGAAGGAAGUUCGAUCAAAGAGGUUGUCUUUAGGUGUCAAACCAGCUUACAAAAGAGUUGAUACAUGUGCAGCAGAAUUCGAGGCUGAUACACCUUACAUGUAUUCUUCAUAUGAAACUGAAUGUGAAUCAGCUCCUACCAACAAGAAAAAAGUUUUGAUCCUUGGUGGGGGACCAAAUCGAAUUGGCCAGGGAAUUGAAUUUGAUUACUGCUGCUGUCAUACUUCAUUUGCCCUUCAGGACGCAGGCUUUGAAACAAUCAUGAUGAAUUCCAACCCUGAAACAGUGUCAACUGAUUAUGACACCAGUGAUCGGCUUUACUUCGAACCUCUCACGGUGGAAGAUGUUAUCAACAUCAUUGACUUGGAAAGGCCAGAUGGCAUUAUUGUGCAGUUUGGUGGGCAAACUCCGCUGAAACUGUCUCUUCCUAUUCAACAAUAUAUAGAUGAGCACAAGCCCGAAUGCAGAAGUGGUUCUGGAAAUGUUCGCAUCUGGGGCACAUCGCCUGAUUCUAUUGAUGCUGCUGAGGAUAGGAAGAGAUUCAACGCAAUCCUGACAGAGUUAAAAAUUGAGCAGCCGCAAGGAGGAAUUGCAAGGAGCGAGGAAGAUGCUCUUGCUAUUGCAGCGGAGGUUGGUUACCCUGUUGUGGUUAGACCGUCAUAUGUUCUGGGUGGCCGUGCAAUGGAGAUUGUUUACAGUGACGAGAAGCUCAUUACUUAUCUCGAAACUGCAGUUAAGGUGGAUCCCGACCGUCCUGUUUUGGUUGACAAGUACUUAUCUGAUGCUAUCGAGAUCGAUAUUGAUGCUCUUGCUGAUUCAUAUGGUAAUGUUGUGAUUGGUGGGAUAAUGGAGCACAUUGAGCAAGCCGGUGUCCAUUCGGGUGAUUCAGCAUGCAUGCUUCCCACACAAACGGUGUCGUCUUCGAGCUUGGAGACGAUAAGGUCUUGGACUACAAAAUUAGCUAAGAGCUUGAACGUUUGUGGACUUAUGAACUGUCAAUAUGCAAUCACAGCUUCUGGAGAUGUCUUCUUGCUCGAAGCGAACCCUCGAGCCUCGAGGACCGUCCCAUUUGUGUCGAAGGCGAUCGGGCACCCACUAGCUAAGUACGCAGCACUGGUUAUGUCUGGCAAGUCUCUUCAAGACCUGCAUUUCACAGAUGAGAUCAUCCCCAGACAUAUAUCUGUCAAAGAAGCCGUCCUCCCAUUCGAGAAGUUCCAGGGCGCCGACGUCAUCCUCGGCCCGGAGAUGCGGAGCACGGGCGAGGUCAUGGGCAUCCACUACGGAUCCUCCAUCGCCUUCGCAAAGGCGCUGAUAGCCGCAGGGCAGAAGCCGCCUCUAUCGGGGACGCUAUUCCUCAGCGUGAACGACUUGACCAAGCCCCAUCUCGGCCCCAUCGCCGUAGCCUUCACGAGCCUCGGUUUCAAGAUCGUGGCGACGUCCGGGACGGCUCAAGUCCUUGAGCUAGGAGGCGUCCCCGUCGAGCGCGUGCUGAAGAUGCACGAAGGGCGGCCACAUGCCGCCGACAUGAUCGCCAACGGGCAGAUUCAGAUGAUGGUGGUGACGAGCUCGGGCGACCAGCUUGACCAGAUCGACGGCCUGAAGCUCCGGAGGAUGGCGUUGGCAUACAAGAUUCCGGUGAUAACAACGGUGGCCGGUGCCUUGGCUACUGCUGCGGCGAUCAAGAGCUUGAGAUCGAACAAGAUUGAAAUGACGGCUCUUCAGGAUUACUUCAUGGAGGAGAGAGAUACAGAGAGCAGCAAAACUUUGCAAUCGGCAUCAAUUUGAGACUUGCUAAGUUGCUGCUUUUUUUAUGCUUCUGAGUUUUGUUUUCUGUUUGAAUAACUCAUUUUGUGGAAUUUGGAACAAAUAUAUUUAUGUUUUUGUUUUAUUUUUGAA